AUGGGGGCAGGGGGCGCACCUAUCUAUGAAAUGGGCGCCACUCAUCCACCCGUCAUUACUACCCCGGCAAAUUCAGCCACACAUGCUGUGCCGGCCAUAACAUUAAGAGAUUACCACAGUAUUGCAGAAGAUGUGGUCAAUAGAAGAAUGUGUCAACUGGCGGCCGAUCAGGCCCAAAGAUCAUUAGAGAGUGAGCUCAACAAGCCAUAUGAGGCGUGUCACGAUCGAGUUGCAUUCCCCGCAGGCUGGCAUCUGCCGAAGUUCCGUUUGUUUGAUGGAACCGAGGACGCCACUGAGCAUCUCGUCUACUUUGAGUCGGUGUGUGGAGACACCGUGAACAACCCAUCACUCUUGUUGCGCCAGUUCUCAGCUUCCUUAACAGGGGCCACCUUCCACUGGUAUAGCCGUCUACCUGCAGGUUUGGUGCCCAGUUGGGUUUCUAUGAAGGAGCUCUUCAAAUCACACUUCAUCACCAUGAGGAAAGACAUCUUGAUUCUAGAGUUGUCUCAAAUCAAGCAAAGGCGAGAUGAGAGAAUUGAAGACUACAUCAUCCGCUUUAGAGAUAACUAUCUUCGGCUUGCAAGGAAGAUGCACCCGGAAGACGCCAUGCAGAUGUGUACCCAUGGCAUGCUACAACAUUGGUUGCUUGGCGUAUCAAGACGUGACCCCAAAACAUUCAGUUCGCUUGAUGAUGCCAUUAUAGCUACCAACCUUGAAUUUCAGAAAGUACCCCAUAUCAUGGAGAUGUACAAACAUGUUGGCUCCAUUGACAACACAAGACGGUUCGAGUCUUCAAGUAAGCCAGUCGAGAAUGGCAACGAGGGAAAGGCACCUGUUGAAUCAAACACUACAAGUGUCGUUCUAGUCUUCGGCCCAAAGAAUGAGCGGCUAAGACCAACUGUGCAUCCUAAUGUUCGGGGGAUGCUGAAUAAGCAGUACGUCUUCCGAUGGGACCUCAUCAAGAGCCUCUUCGAACAGAUGAACGAGCAAAAUCUUGUGAAUCUUCCUACACCGGCAAGACCCGAGCAGGUUGCCAUGACUGACAACCCUUUGUACUGUCCAUACCAUCAGUACGUAGGACAUGUUAUUGAAGAUUUCAUCGCUUUCAAGGAAUGGUUGCAAAGAGCGGUCGAUGAGGAGAGGUUGGCUCUCAAGCCAGAAGCCAUGAACCCAGAUUACCGUGCCGUUAACAUGGUAACAGUGAAAAUGAUGGUUCAACAUCCAUCCACACAAAUGAAGAAGAAGAGUAUUGGGUGCCAUUCGCCCAAGUAG
Messenger RNA from Phragmites australis (common reed), 1272 nucleotides. RefSeq lists its product as uncharacterized. The record is from RefSeq and is a predicted model, not a curated record. The transcript has a single exon. Lineage: Eukaryota; Viridiplantae; Streptophyta; Magnoliopsida; Poales; Poaceae. The coding region runs from base 1 to 1272 and encodes 423 amino acids.